GACAGAGAUACAAUAGAGGAGAUACACACAAGUCCUUACAGAGCACACAGUCUCAGUUCAGACUUUAUUUGAGGCGUAUGAAAGUUUUGAGGAUUAUUUGUCACUGUAUUUAGUUCCUUACUUAUUCUUUUCAUUGUAAAGCAACAAACCAGAUCCUAUGAUCAGCGGAUCUGCCCCCGUCAUUGGCAAAGACCUGCGAUUUUACAACAUAAGGAGAUAUUACCGUAUAGUGAUUGACCACAACUUUGCCUAUCUGGACCAAAUAUCUACCUAGCUGGAGGUAAUUUUGUACCUGACAAUGUGGAUUACACGGCUCUCCUUUCCCUCCUCCUCCUCCACCCUGCUCCUGCAGAUCCUGGUGCUCCUCUGGACACAGACCCCGGUGCCCCCGGCCAGGGCUUGCCAGGAGGAGGAUAUGCCCAACCAGGUGAUUCUGGACUGGUUCCGUCAGCGUGUCUUGGAUGGUCUGGGUCUGGAUAAGGCGCCCCCGCUCGUCCCCAGAGACCCUGAGGUGGGCAGGCAGCGUACGGAGGCUGGGCAUAGCCAGCGGAGGUCCUUCAGAGUGGGCAGGGCAGCCUGGGCGCACCACAACCAACGGCAGCACCAGGAGAACACCCAGGUCAUACUAUUCCCCAGCACAGACUCGACCUGCAACCUUGCAGACCCUCCAUCUGAGGACCCCUCGUCCAGACACUUCACUUAUUACUUCCAGCCCUCCAUCAACAACCAGGAGGCCAUGGUUACCUCUGCCCUGUUCUGGUUCUACGCUGGGGAGGCAGCAGCAUCCACCUACAACUCCUCCUCCGCCCCUCUCUUCAUUCUCACCUCGGACCAGAAGCUCCUUCAAGCGGCUGAGGGUCCAUUCAAGGCCGCAGCAGACGGCUGGGUCACUUACCGCUUCGACCUCCACCUCCACGGCGCCUUGGCCGAGGGCUCCUUUGUCCUGCAGGUGCGCUGCCUGGCUUGCGACUGUCGCGAGGCCGGGGAAGCCGACAAAACGCCGUUCAUCCACCUCCACACCCAGCCCCGCGGGCCGGACCGCUCCCCUCGCCGCGCCCGGGUCACCAUCCCCUGGUCCCCGUCCACCCUGGACCACCUGCAGCGCCCCUCACAGGGGGAUCAGGAGUACAGCGACUGCCGCCGUAUGGAGAUCAACAUCACCUUCGAGGAGCUGGGCUGGGACAACUGGAUCGUCUACCCCAAGGUUCUGAACUUCUUCUACUGUAAGGGGAACUGCACGGCCUUGGAGCGGACCACCACCAGGCUGGGUAUUAAGCAGUGCUGCGCCCCCGUCCCAGGAACCAUGAAGUCCCUGAGAUUCACCACCACUUCAGACGGAGGCCUGUCCUUCAAGUACGAGACCCUCACCAACAUCAUACCUGAGGAGUGUAGCUGUAUCUAGAUGGGGGGGAUUAGGGGGUUAUAUGCGAGAGCUGUAAACCUAAUCUGAAGUGACCUCCCCUACACUCACUCAGCUUUCAAAAACAUCAAGCUGAUGUCAAUUUAUGGAUUACAGUAUGUUUGGGUAAUUCCCUUCAUAAAAUACGAUGUUUAUACAGUACCAGUAAAACAUUUUGACACUUUUGACUGGUACUGUAUAUGUUUUGGAUCUGUAUCCAAAAGGGUGAUGAGUUCUAUAUAGAGUUCAGACUUUA
Messenger RNA from Osmerus eperlanus (European smelt), 1655 nucleotides. It is a transcript of the gene inha, whose product is annotated as inhibin subunit alpha. Bases 299 to 1402 code for a protein of 367 amino acids. Gene Ontology annotation, molecular function: cytokine activity; growth factor activity. The record is from RefSeq and is a predicted model, not a curated record. Gene Ontology annotation, cellular component: extracellular region. The transcript is spliced from 2 exons. NCBI's taxonomy places the organism in Eukaryota, Metazoa, Chordata, Actinopteri, Osmeriformes, Osmeridae.